Prunus mume (Japanese apricot) is the source of this 1296-nucleotide messenger RNA. The record is from RefSeq and is a predicted model, not a curated record. Lineage: Eukaryota; Viridiplantae; Streptophyta; Magnoliopsida; Rosales; Rosaceae.
UUUACAGGUCGUAAUCUUAGAAGGACAAAUCGGAAGAUAUUAGGUAUUUCCGCACUCUGUUUAGUUCUAAUAGCGAUGGGGACGACAAUCUGCUAUGUCUACAACUCAAACAAAAAGGAAAAAGAAAAUCAGCUUAGAAUUGAAAGAUUUUUGGAUGAAUACAGAGCGAUGAAGCCAAGUAGAUAUUCCUAUGCUGAUAUUAAGAGGAUAACAAGUCAAUUCAAGGAAAAGUUGGGUCAAGGUGCCUACGGAACAGUGUUUAAAGGAAAGCUUUCCUCCGAGUUACUUGUUGCUGUGAAAAUGCUCAACAAUUCAAAUGAAAAUGGGGAAGAUUUCAUAAACGAAGUGGGGACAAUGUGUCAAAUCCACCAUGUCAAUGUGGUUCGCUUGGUUGGAAUUUGCGCCGACGGAUUUAUUCAUGCUCUUGUUUACGAAUACUUACCAAAUGGUUCUUUGCAAAAUUUCUUAUCAUCAGCAGAUAAUAAGAAUUCAUUCAUUGGUUGGGAUAAGUUGCAAGAUAUCGCUCUAGGAAUAGCUAAAGGAAUUGAAUAUCUUCACCAAGGAUGCGACCAACGAAUCCUGCACUUUGAUAUCAAACCACAAAAUGUAUUGCUAGACCAAGAUUUCACUCCAAAAGUUUCUGAUUUUGGUUUAGCCAAGUUUUGUGCUAAGGAUCAAAGUGCAAUAUCGAUGACUACAGCUAGGGGGACCAUGGGCUACAUUGCACCUGAAAUCUUCUCAAGGAACUUCGGCAAUGUCUCCUAUAAGUCGGAUGUCUAUAGUUUUGGAAUAUUGUUACUUGAAAUGGUUGGAGGCAGAAAAAACUUCAAAGUCAUGGAGGACUCCACUAGUCAAGUCUACUUCCCAGAAUGGAUCUAUAACCUAUUAGAGCAGGGCAACGACCUACGAAUUCAUAUUGGUGACGAUGAAGCAGAUGUUACAAUUGCUAGGAAACUUGCAAUUGUGGGUCUAUGGUGCAUCCAAUGGCAUCCAACAGAUCGUCCUUCAAUGAAAGUUGUAGUUCAAAUGUUGGAAAGAGAAGGUAAUCUAGCCAUGCCACCUAAUCCUUUUGCGAGCACUUCGAGUUGAAGGUGAUAAUGAACAGACCUCUAUGCUGAAGAAGCACAUGUUCCUGCAUGGAUUAUACCACUCAUUUCUGAGAUAAGUCAUUGAGUGUUAUUAUAAUAAGAUUGUUAUGGUAUUGUAGUGUUAAGGAGAGCUAGUUAAUUAAGAAACUAGUUUGAAUUCAAUAAAUUUCAAUGUGAAGUAUUAAUUAGAUAGCAAUAAUUCAUCAAA